AUUCAUUAUACAUAUCACUUUAUCUCUCUAACUUUCCCUUCUCUCUAGGAGUUAAUACUCCAUCAACUUUGUAUCUUCUUCAUUGUAUAAUGGAUUUCUUUCGAUUACUCUUUACGUAAAUCAUCUUCAAUUAUUGUACGUAUACUUGAGCUUUAUUUCUUCAUGGUAUCAAAGCUUAAGCUCUAAUUAAGUAAACUGUUGCAAUUCAACGAUCUUUUCAUAUCUUCUUCGUCAUGCCUCAGAAUAUGGGAUCGUAAUCAAGACGUCCAGCUAUGGAAGAUGUAUCUAGUCCAUAUUAUGUAGGUUCUGGAGAUAAUCCGAAUGCUACACUCGUUAAUCCACAGCUCAAUGGCAACAAUUUUCAUUCAAGGAGCAAAUCCAUGAAAAUCGCACUUGGAGCAAAGAAUAAGAUGAAGAUUGUAAAUGGUACAAUACCUAAACCAAUCAUCGAUGAUGAGGAUUAUGAAAUUUUGGGAGAGAUGUGAUCUCAUGGUGCAGUUAUGGAUCCUCAAUUCCUCUACGAAAGAAGUCCCACAGUGUAUAUUGUAUGAAGAAACAGUGGCACUAAUGUGGUCAACUUUGAACGAACGCUUCUUCCAGGGCAAUCUACUGAGAAUUUUUUAUCCGCAGAAGCAGAUUUAUGCAACUAUUCAAGGUAAUCUGAAUGUUACUGAUUACUACAAUAAACUUGUCUCUCUUUGGAAAGAAUUGAAUCAAUACAAUCCAUUUAUCACUAGUACUUGUGGGGUAGUCAAGGGUUGUAAAUGUGAUUUCCUGAAAAUCUUGUUGGAACGGGAAGAAAUUCUUUGUGACACCGCUCCCGAACGUCCUUGAAAUUCAAUUUAAUUUUCAAAGUUUGUGUAUUGAUUUCCCUAUUAUCGAACAAUUGUAAAACGAUUAAUGUUUUACGUAAUGCAUGAU
Molecule: messenger RNA, 921 nt
Organism: Cuscuta europaea
Lineage: Eukaryota; Viridiplantae; Streptophyta; Magnoliopsida; Solanales; Convolvulaceae
Source: the annotation of a GenBank genome assembly